CCGUCUUUUUGACUUUCCACAAACCUGUGACUUGGUUACAGGCGAAUCAUUUUUCCCCAAACUAAAACACCUGGUGCUGCAGAAUAACAUGAUAUCUUCAAUAAAAGAUCCUGUCUGUCUUCCGAAUCUGUCCAACCUCACUCUCACAUUCAACAGAUUCCACAUUUUUGAAAGCAAUACGUUUGGAAAUGCACGCUUUCCAAGUCUUCAAAACCUUGAACUGACUCAAAUGGAAGAUAAAAUAGUUGGCAUCGAAAGAUUCGCCUUUAACAAUUCUCAGCUGAAGUACCUUGGUUUUGCCUUUAACUACAUCGACUUGUCCUCUCAGACAGUUCUCCAUGACGACGCUUUUGGUGGAAGUACAGGCAUCACAACAUUCUAUUUCGAUUACUGUAUGUUUAAGACAGUAAGUAACGAGAGAUUUCACAUACUUUUCCAUCCGUUGAAGAAGAUACAGAAUUUGUAUCUAGGCUAUUGCCAAAUUUCUAGUAUUAGCCAUGAUACAUUUUCGCCUUUUGUGAGCUUGGUAUCCUUGCAUUUACACGGCAACCUGAUCAGAUUCUUACCAGAUGGAUGUUUUUCAACCUUGACAAAGCUGAAAGUUCUGGCUCUCAACAACAAUCGCAUCAGUGUCAUCUCAAAGAAUACAUUUGACGAGGAGACGCAUGACAGGCUACAGGAAAUAGACCUCAGUGGAAACCCGUUCUAUUGUUCCUGCGAUAUCCGUUGGUUUAAAGAGUGGAUGAUUUCGCGACAUAACCCGUUUGUCAACUAUGCGCAAGAAGGAUACAUGUGUGACAACAUCCUAAAUACUCAUGUACAGUUUUUCAGAAUUAAUGAGCAGGCCUGUCUCUUGGGUCAAGCAGCAGCAUCCUUCACCAUUGCUGUCAUCAUCAUCGUGCUAGUCGUGUUCAUCAUCUCCAUAGUCUUCUUCCGCUAUCGCUGGCAUCUCCGCUUGGUGAUGUACGAGUGGUUCCAUCACAGAAGUUCACAAGAACAACUCCGUCACUUCACUAACGACGUCUUCGUGAGCUACUCUGAGGAGGACAGGAAGUGGGUGAUGCAGGAGUUACUGCCCGUCGUAGAGGGUGAGUGGAACCUUCGCGCAUGCGUGCACGAGCGCGACUUCAUUCCCGGCAAGCACAUCGUGGACAACAUCGCUGACUGCGUGCAGGACAGUCGCAAGAUUCUGAUGGUUUUCUCUCCUGAUUAUGCUCGCAGCGAGUGGUGUCAGUUCGAGCUGAAGUACUGUCAGUGCUGUGUGAUGGACCGUGACGAGGUGUUGGUGCUGGUGUUACUGCACGAGACGGAGUCACGUGACAUGACCAGCGCCAUGUUUGCAGUGAUGAAGACGACGACGUACAUUGAGUGGGCGAGCACUGUUGACGCUGCUAACUCCUUUUGGGGUCGACUGUCUCUAGCACUGGACUGCGUUAUCAGCUCAUAAACCUGGUCUUUUUUUUAAUCAAAAGUGCACCACAGUCUUGCUACAGUUCAUAGACAGGUAUUAGGUUAGAUUAAAGAUUAGAUUUAAGGGACAGAUUAAUAGUGUUGUCGAAGAGCUCCGAUAUGCACUGGACUGCAACACUCUGCUCAUGCAACAUUAAAUAAAGAUAGAGAAACACAUGCGUGUAAUUAAGAUAACAAUUAUAAAAAAAGCAUUCAUAUGACAUAAGGAAUAAUAAUAAAAAAUAAUAUUAUUAUUAUUGAGUGAUGUCCCCUCGCCUUACAGACUACAGGGGUUAGCUUUGUUGGAUUGUUCUGUCUACCAUCUGUUUUGGAUUUUUUAUUUACAAAUCACUAGAAGUUAGAGAGAGUCAAUAAUUUGCAAGUGCUUGUGCUUCUUUUCUUAAUAACAAAAUUUACUUUAUAGCUUUCAUUGUUCCUUGUAAUUUUAAUUAAGUUGAUAUCUUGGGCUAUCAUUUUUCAUGUACCAUUGUAUUUUGAACCAAUAAUUAAUUUCCCCCUUCCUUUCCUCCAGUAUCGGUUAUCGGCACAAGGCUACUGAUAUAAAGAGUGUCAUUGUUCUGGUUUUAUCAUCAUCAACUUGUGGAUCUGUUCUCCUUUACUUUCUCUGUGUGUUGGAUGGUCUGUGGCUUUCUGAGUUUAUCAUUUUUGACAAGUAAGAUCGAAGUUUUCGUUGAAACACAAGUAACGGUCUCCACAUCCCGCUGCUUCCUUCGUGGUUCAUGAUUUGUAGCAUUCACUUGUAUAAUUGUUGUACAUCCAGAUAGCAUUUUGUAAAAAUUUGUUUCAAUGAUGUCCUGCUUCAACAUCUGUGCUUGGAUGUCUUGAUGAAACGACUAAAUAAAAAAACCGCUUACAUUUAGAUCUAUGAUCGUUUCUUCUGGAUCUAUUUUUGGUGCCACGCAUUGUAGUUCAGCAACCAGAAUGAAUGUUUACAAAUUUGCUACAUUGUAAUGAAAUGAGUGUGCUUCUCCACUUAUAAGUACGUGCAAGUUUGUCAGGAAUUAAGAAUUUUCACCCUACCUCGCUUAAAAAAGUGCUGAGAAUGAGACAAAAGUUCUCGAAUGCUACCAGUCAAAAUUAUUUGGUUUUCUUUGUUUCUUUUGAAUCUUAUAAGUAAAUCUGGCAUGUAUUCUAAAAAAUUACCACCUCCUCCUUCUCCUCCUCCUCUUCAUCAUCAUCAUCAUCAUCAUCAUGUCAGAAUUUAUUAUCUUUAUCCUUAAUUUUUUAAGUUUACAAACAUUUUAUAUAAAUAUUCAAUGUAACUUAAUUAGCUGAUAGACGAAUCAGAAUGAUAAUCACUACAAAUUUGAUGUGUAUAUAAUCUGUUUGAAAAGGCAAUAAAGUUUGAUUAUAGCUACUAAGCCGUUACUUAAUUGUUACUAAAGUCAAUCACUACUGACUUCAAUAUAACUUUACUCCCAGAAACUACAUAUAUUAAUGUGAUGAAAUGAUUAAUGUAAUCAUUCUUUUAGUAAGAUAUGUGUUAUUAUAUUUUAAUAAAUAAA
Molecule: messenger RNA, 2975 nt
Organism: Pomacea canaliculata
Lineage: Eukaryota; Metazoa; Mollusca; Gastropoda; Architaenioglossa; Ampullariidae
Product: toll-like receptor 2
Exons: 3
Coding region: 89-1447 (452 amino acids)
Biological process (GO): immune response; inflammatory response; toll-like receptor signaling pathway
Cellular component (GO): membrane
Molecular function (GO): protein binding; transmembrane signaling receptor activity
Source: RefSeq, a predicted model, not a curated record